Monopterus albus (swamp eel) is the source of this 1917-nucleotide messenger RNA. It is a transcript of the gene marchf2, whose product is annotated as membrane-associated ring finger (C3HC4) 2. The record is from RefSeq and is a predicted model, not a curated record. The coding region runs from base 585 to 1331 and encodes 248 amino acids. NCBI's taxonomy places the organism in Eukaryota, Metazoa, Chordata, Actinopteri, Synbranchiformes, Synbranchidae. The transcript has 5 exons. Gene Ontology annotation, biological process: protein ubiquitination. Gene Ontology annotation, molecular function: zinc ion binding; ubiquitin-protein transferase activity.
GUUUUGAGGUCUUUUCUAGGACUACAAUAAAAUACUGUGGACAUAAUUUUGUGCUUUUUAACAAAACUCGCUUAAAGACGACCAGUAACGUUUUCAGCGCAUUACACAAAUCACACACAUUCUUGUGGCCGUGUUACGCAUGUGCUGUUUCGGUCCGCGCCCCUCCCUUUGGAAAGCUGUUGCUGUUCACAAGUUGUCCAGACUGUGUUUGGCACUCGUCUGCCCUGUGCUCUCUAUAGAGUCAGACAGCUGAUGAUGAGCCUCUGGGGUAUAUUUAAAGCCCCGGGGAAGCGGAAGCCUGGCCUGCUGUGCGUUAUCAGCUGAGAGCUGCUAGCUAGCUCAAGGCUGAACGACAUAUCAUUAGCUAGCUAGCAGUACUGCUGUUAAUUCACACACACGUAUAAAUAUGAAUAGCGAAAGAAAUGGGGGGUUAUUGGAGCAGUAAUGCCCGCAGCCGUAAGACAACUCUGUAGACGAAACCGGAAAUUAACAUUUCCCAGCUUGUGGAGAACCGAGUCAACCUUCGCCUCUGACCCAGACGCCCCCACCUCCAUCUCUGCAGCCAGUGUCUGGCCACUGUAACCAUGACGACAGGUGGGUGUUGCCACCUGCCUGGCUCACUGUGUGACUGUGCCAGCAGCACGGGCCUGUGGAAGAGUGUGGAGGAAGCAGGUGGUGAGGGAUGCCAGGUGCUCUAUGUCACCCAGGUCACAGCCAUAGAUGGACGGUUGCUGUCCUCUGUGCUCAAACCCAUGGGCACACAAAGUGAUGGUCCCAUCUGCCGUAUUUGCCAUGAAGGAGGCAGCAGUGAGGGUCUCCUGUCCCCUUGUGACUGCACAGGCACCCUGGGCACAGUGCACAGGAGCUGCUUAGAGAAGUGGCUGUCAUCCUCCAACACCAGCUACUGCGAGCUGUGCCACACAGAGUUCAGUGUCGAGCACCGGCCAAGGCCUCUCACAGAGUGGUUGCGGGACCCUGGCCCUCGUAAUGAGAAGAGAACGCUGUUCUGUGACAUGAUUUGCUUCCUCUUUAUCACGCCCCUAGCAGCCAUUUCAGGCUGGCUGUGCCUGAGGGGAGCUCAGGAUCAUCUGCAGCUGGGCAGCUGGCUGCAGGCUGUUGGCCUCAUAGCCCUCACCAUCGCCCUCUUCACCAUCUAUGUCCUGUGGACCCUGGUAUCGUUCCGCUACCACUGUCAGCUCUACUCUGAGUGGAGGCGAACAAAUCAGAACGUACGUCUGCUCAUUCCUGAAGCCAAAGAGUCCAUCUCUUCCCAGCAUUCCUUGCUCUCUACCAAACUGAUGAAGAAGUCUGCCAGUGAGAGUAUAGUAUGAGACCAAACAGAGGUAGCGAAUGGUGAUGGUGUCUUUUGUGUGCCAGGGCUGAUUCACAGUGCACUAUGCUUGCCAGCAAAACUUGUAGGCUUUUUUCGUAGCUUUUUUUUUCUAUGCCCCAUUGGUACUUAUUUUUCCACCUUGCAUCUUCUAAGACUGUGCUUGUGUGGGUGGAAACAUUAGCACAUUCAAAUGGAGUCUGUCUGUCUUCAUGCUGGGUGUUGACCAAGCUUAUGCAAAGGCACUGAAGAAUGGCACAGCACACGGAGGUGUGCAGACACUGACACAGAUGUGGGAACAGUCUUGAAUGUGGCAGUAACACAAGUAACAAUGAAAAUAGUACAAUGGUUGGACUAAACUCACUUGUUUAACAAACUGUUAAAUGUUCUAACAGUUGUUCUGCUUAGUUUCAACAACUCAUCGGUGGUCCACAUAUGACUACAGAGUGUAGCAGGUUCAGUCAUUUAUUCAUUUUGCUGCCAUGAUGAAAGUGUAAAGUGCUAAAUACAUGUCAUGCACAUACAGUGCCUUGCAGAAGUAUUCAUACCCCUUGAAUUUUUCCACAUUUUGUCACAGUACAACCACA